UGUACCUCCCCAACGACUUAUCAACCUUGUACCCCUCCGUCACAAUAUCCAUCUUCUCAGGCGGGCAGCAGUAUUACCGGGCAGAGUCGAUUUUCACCUAGAACUCCUGGGGAGAAAGAAGAGAUGAAUUGGGACGGACCAAGGAUCGUGAUGGGUGGUAGGGUGUCUCGACCUUCUAGUCCGGAAGGUGAAAAGUCGAUGAGUAUUGAAGUGCCAGCCAUCAUUUUGACCGAACCACCCCCUUACUCUUCACCUUUCCCCUCUCCAGGAGGUAAAUCAACCAUACUCCUCCCCGCCGUUAUUCUCCCUUUAUCAUCUUCUUACCCAUGUUCUCCCCCUUCCUCAAACUACGUACCCACUCCUCUUUACUCCUCAAACUUUGCUAACGCCCUCAUCCGUCCCCAAGGAUCAGGAUACGCUAUCGGUACCGCACUUCGGACAGUCCUACUUUUGCUUGUCAUCUCGGUUGGAGCUUGGCAUUUGUAUAGCAGUCUAUGUGCUGAUCAUUGGGAAGGUGGUGUAUGAGUCAUCUCCCUCCCUGUUCUUAGAUAACUCGGUUUUGCAGCUGGUGGGAUAUGAAUGAGAGAGUGGAUGGAUGGGACAUGAUCACGGAUCCGAUUUUAGUAUUUACAGACGAAACGAUUUGGAAUGACUUUUUGACGCCCGAUAUAGGAUAUAAGAUAUAGGAUAUUAUGGACAUUGGACAUUGUGACGUAUCUAGUCAUUGAUCAUCUAUAUAUCUACGUUUAGUGGUUUGAUGCAACUAUGAGAGCAAUGAG
Molecule: messenger RNA, 779 nt
Organism: Tremella mesenterica DSM 1558
Lineage: Eukaryota; Fungi; Basidiomycota; Tremellomycetes; Tremellales; Tremellaceae
Exons: 2
Coding region: 124-525 (133 amino acids)
Source: RefSeq, a predicted model, not a curated record